AUGGAGGACAGUGAUGAUGAUCUACCAGCUGAUGUGUGGGAGGACAGUGAUGACGAUCUAACAGCUGGUUUGGAGGAGGAUGGAGGCUGGUUUGGAGUAAUGAUGAUCUACCAGCUGGUGUGGAGGAGGACAGUGAUAAUGAUCUUACAGCAGCUGAUGUGUGGAAAAGACAGUGAUGAUGAUAUACCAGCUGAUGUGGGGGAGGACAGUGCUGACAAUCUACCAGCUGAUAUGGGGAAGGACAGUGAUGAUGAUCUACCAGCUGGUGUGAUGGAAGACAGUGAUGAUGAUCUACCAGCUGAUGUGGGUGAGGACAGUGAUGAUGAUCUACCAGCUGGUGUGGGGGAGGACAGUGAUGACAAUCUACCAGCUGGUGUGUUGGAGGACAGUGAUGACAAUCUACCAGCUUGUGUGGGGGAAGACAGUGAUGAUGAUCUACCAGCUGGUGUGAGGGAGGACAGUGAUGAUGAUCUACCAGCUGAUGUGGGGGAGGACAGUGAUGACGAUCUACCAGCUGGUUUGGAGGAGGAUGGAGGCUGGUUUGGAGUGAUGAUGAUCUAG
Messenger RNA from Saccostrea cuccullata (small rock oyster), 561 nucleotides. Its product is annotated as serine-aspartate repeat-containing protein C-like. NCBI's taxonomy places the organism in Eukaryota, Metazoa, Mollusca, Bivalvia, Ostreida, Ostreidae. The transcript has 2 exons. Bases 1 to 561 code for a protein of 186 amino acids. The record is from RefSeq and is a predicted model, not a curated record.